AUGUUGCUUACGAAAUACACAUGCAUUAUUAUGCAGGGCUUUGUGUGCAUCUAUUCAGUGACGAAGGACACAUCAGCAGAUCGCGGUGGGUUAAGAGAGCUCCAUGAAGAGGCAACCGCGAAUGGCUUCCUGCUCGUGAUCUCUCGGUUGGAUGAUAAGAGCACAAUACCUACAAGUGUUUGUUCUGGUGGUCUUGUACAUUGUUGUGACCAUGCUGAAAUCAAGGACCUUCUCAUUUCCGCAAUAGAUCAAUAUGCGUCGAUUCAACUUCAUGUCAUGGCUUGGCCAAACCAAACUCGUCCGUCUCCAAAUCAUUCGGUUGGAUUUACUGCUCUCUUACCACCGGAAAGAUCAUUCACUACUCAUCCCUAUGAUUAAGAGUUCUUUCCACCAUUUCGGUCCUUCCUUAGAGUACAAGUUAACAACUUAGACGACAUCAUUAGCCUUCUCACAUGAUAUCAAGGGAGUCAUUUUCGAAAACAUGUAUACGCUUACUACAAUUAUGGAAUACUUUUGUUGCUAGAGUUUGAGGGAGUCUAAGAACAAAAUACAUAUAGUAACAUCUUCAUAAGGUUCUUUAUGGAAAAAGAU
Vicia villosa (hairy vetch) is the source of this 591-nucleotide messenger RNA. RefSeq lists its product as uncharacterized. The record is from RefSeq and is a predicted model, not a curated record. The transcript has a single exon. NCBI's taxonomy places the organism in Eukaryota, Viridiplantae, Streptophyta, Magnoliopsida, Fabales, Fabaceae. The coding region runs from base 1 to 378 and encodes 125 amino acids.